This is a messenger RNA of Phaedon cochleariae (mustard beetle), 2564 nucleotides long. NCBI's taxonomy places the organism in Eukaryota, Metazoa, Arthropoda, Insecta, Coleoptera, Chrysomelidae. The record is from the annotation of a GenBank genome assembly.
AAAAUUUUGAAGUUAAUUUAGUUGAAGUUCAAAAUGGCCUCACAAAUUAUAAAAAUAUUUAUUUUUUUACGUUAAUUUGAAAAAUUUACUAUUUAUUGGAGUGCGGUUUCUUGCAGGAUUAUCAGCCAAACAUCGUAUGAUAUUGUCAACGUUUUUUUAUCGACCGAAAUCAAACUUUUAACCAAUGGAUCAAAAUGUACUAGUACUACCCUUUGCGACUGUUGUAAAAUGUACCAAGGUGUCCUGAUAAGCUAGCAAAAUAAAAACAACAAGGAAAAAUGGAGUCCACUUUUCCAGGAGUGUCUUCCUUCCCUGACAUCAAAGUUGAAUUUUCAGAAUUCAACAUAGGUGAUAACAUCCUGAAAAACGAUUUCUCAAGUGAUGAAGAUAGUCUCAACGGGGCCCAUCUAAACUUUGAGCUCAACAAUGACACAGACAGUGAAGACUUGGAUUCCCUCACAAAAACAGUCAGAAAAAAUCGCCGCAAAGCAUCAGCCCCACAAAGAGCCGUGCAAAUUGAAUCUAGUCAAGCUGGAUUCAUUGAAAACAGUUCAGAGUCCUCACAAGACAACAUGGACAGUCUCAACUUCACUAGUAUACAGAACUUGAGUUUCAGACUGAAAGAUGAUUCAUUGCUUGAUUUUGGGGACAGUGAAGAUAUUUGUGAGGAUAUGCUUGAGAAUAUCAGUGAAGAUGACAUUUUCAAGGAUUUGCAGGAAGAAGCAGAUGGAGAAACUUUGGAUGAAGAGAUGAUAGACAAUGUGAAAGAAGAGUGGAGGGCCCAUUGGGGGGUGAAAUGUAAUAUGUGUGAGCAAGUGUUUCCCUUUAAAACUGAGUUUGAUAAGCACUAUAUCAGCAGCUACAAAUUGAAUCCUGUAUAUACCUGUACUUUUUGCAACAAAUCUGCUGAGAAGUACUCUACAUUUCGUUCUCAUUGUUAUAGACAUAUAACUGAAGGACGUUAUAAGUGCCAAGAAUGUCCAAAAGGGUUUAGUUUGCAAAGUAUGUUGCAUGUUCAUGUUAUGGCAAAACAUACAAAGGCAAAACCUUUUAUGUGUGAGGAAUGUGGCAGAAGUUUUGUUACUAAACCUGGCCUAAAGAUUCACAUGAAGAAACAUAAGACUGAAACAAAAGAGGAUUAUCCUUGUGUGGAAUGUGGAAAAGUAUUACAUACAAGAGGUGGUUUGACAUCACAUAUGAACGUCCAUCGAUUGGGCAGGAGAUUCAUGUGCGAUGUUUGUGGAAAAACGUUCACACAAAAAGUCAACAUGCAACAACACGUCAAACAACAUACAGGGGAUAAACCACAUUCUUGCUCCAAAUGUGGAAAAACGUUUGCCGAAAAAUCACACUUGGUGAGGCACUUCAGCUUUCACAGCGAAGUGCGUCCUUUCAAGUGUGAAGUGUGCCAAAAAAUGUACAAGACUGAGAGAUGCUUGAAGGUGCACAGUUUAGUGCAUGCUGCUGCUCGACCGUUCGUUUGUGGCUACUGUAGUAAGGGAUUCCUGAGUAGCACCAAAUUGAAGCAACACUACAACAUCCACACGGGCGAACGCCCCUACAAGUGCAAAUACUGCGACCGUACCUUCACCAACUACCCCAAUUGGUUGAAGCACACGCGCAGAAGGCACAAGGUGGACCACAAAACGGGGGCCGAGCUGGAAGCGAAGCCCGACGCGUCUAGGGCUCCGGUGAAAGAAGAGGGGAGCCUCCCAGCGACCCCGGGUUCCGUGGGAGCUGAAAAAUUAGAGGUAGAAACAGCGACACGCACAUUCAAUGGAGAACUGACUCACAAAAUCGAAACUUCCGAAUCAAAUUCGACAAUUUUGUCGUCAGUUUCUGACAUCGGUAUACUGGGCGAUGUGAAUUUGACCAGGGCCGAAGAGGUAUUUUUGCAGCAGGCUCAACAAGGCAUGUUUGGUUACCCUAUACUGGACGAUAAGUUUUUCGGCCAGCAAAUGGACUUUUUGACAGCGACUUCUAGCACAUCGAUGAACAUUCUUGUUCCGUACUUCCAAACGACGUUGCCAAAUCAUCAGACGAUAUUGCAACAUACGGCGCAAAACAAUUUGCCAGUUCAAUUGAACGAUCUUAAUCUUAGUUUUGUACUGGAAUCUUGAAUAAUUGUGUUUGUGUGUGUGUGGGUGUGUUUGUAUAGGUCGUAACUGUAAUGAACUGUUUUGUCAAUUUGUGAAUCAAGAGUUUUUAUGUUAUUUUAUGUCGGGGAAACGCGAUUUUGGCCUAACUUAUGUGGAACAGUUACAAGUUUUCACCCUGUAUAGUAAUGUUGAAUUUUGUCCCAAGAAGUUCAAACCUGAAAAAAAGUAGUAAAGUGGGUUCCCAGGUUUUCCACCCUGUAUGAUAUUCGAUAAAUGUCAACCCAAUAUUAUUUUCAUUUCAAUAAUAGGCGAGUAGACUGAUUUUUUUAUUUUUUAAAUAGAAUCAUCACUCAAAUAUUUUUCAAUUUUAUAUUUCUUUGGAAUUUUUUGGUCGAUUUUAAGGUGCCAAAAUCAUCAAUAAUACCACGGUAAUUUUCAAACGGCUACAAAUUUACCGCGAGUGAA